UGACCUCCUGAUUCAUGGGGUGACCCUCAACCACUGAGCCAUGCCAGCCAGGCCAGGACCCACCAUGGAUCCCUCAGUCCUGCUGGCCUUUCCCUUGCUCCUGGCUCUGUCCACACCUUGCAGUGCUUGUCAAUGUAAACUUCAGCACCCUCAGGAAUAUUACUGCACGUCAGACACUGUCUUACUAGUUGAUAUACUAGGACCAGGAGAAAACACUGCGCUAAAACGAAGUUUCAAAGUCAGGAUCCUUAAGAUCCUCAAGGGUCCCAUGAGACUCACAGAAAUCCAUAAUAUCUACACCCCUCUCCGUCCAGAUGACUGUGGAUAUGAAGAGACGAGCUCUGAACAAUCACAGGUACUUAUUGCAGGCUUCCUGAGGGCCCGAAGAGUGAUCUUCACCAAGUGCCAUAUGUUGUCUUUCUGGCAGCAGCUCACCCUAGAGCAGAGGAUAGGUUUCGAGGGAGCAUACAAAAGAGGCUGCAAAUGUCACGUUCAACCCUGCUUCCUCUGCUCACUUGGCUGCCCGGAAGCUGAUCUCACAGACUGUGUGUGGGAACAAAGAAAUUGUCAAUAUAACGUUUGGAGCGAAAACCACUCCUUAAACUCCAUGUGUGUCCCCUCCACAGCUGGUCACUGUGAGUGGACUGGAGUCCAAGCCUGAGCUCCAGCAACUGUUCCAAGCAUGACUCCUCAGGUUCUGCCCUAGGGUUUUAAUAUUCUAUUGCUGGAUCUGGCCAAUGAAAACAGAACUGGGUUGUACACCUAAAUUUUGCUUACUUUCUGCAAGCAGUGUAUGCAUCCAUAAAAUCUACAAAAAAAUAAA
This is a messenger RNA of Eptesicus fuscus (big brown bat), 823 nucleotides long. RefSeq names its product metalloproteinase inhibitor 1-like. Bases 41 to 661 code for a protein of 206 amino acids. Lineage: Eukaryota; Metazoa; Chordata; Mammalia; Chiroptera; Vespertilionidae. The transcript has 6 exons. Gene Ontology annotation, biological process: negative regulation of endopeptidase activity; negative regulation of membrane protein ectodomain proteolysis. The record is from RefSeq and is a predicted model, not a curated record. Gene Ontology annotation, molecular function: metalloendopeptidase inhibitor activity; protease binding. Gene Ontology annotation, cellular component: extracellular matrix.